Bursaphelenchus xylophilus (pine wood nematode) is the source of this 1550-nucleotide messenger RNA. NCBI's taxonomy places the organism in Eukaryota, Metazoa, Nematoda, Chromadorea, Rhabditida, Aphelenchoididae. The record is from the annotation of a GenBank genome assembly.
AUGAAGACUCUGACACUGAGAAAUGGAGUGGAAAUGCCGGUUUUAGGACUUGGCACCUUACAGGUAAUUGCUCUUACGCAACAUUUUUUAUGAGCCAUAUCAAAAACAUUGUGCGAAAGCAGGAAGUGCACCGUGCGUUGGCGACGAAUUCCAUGGAUUGCGACCCUAAAUGGGGUAAAGCGAUCCCGCACGGCAACCCAGGGAGUCUCCCUCCUCGUUUCGGCACUUCGCACACCCAGUAUCGGUCAAAUUCACACGAAAUGUCACAACAGAAUUUUUCGUGUGGUUUUUCGAUGGAAAAAUAUUUUUCUCGAAAUUAUUUUGUCAGUUGUGACACUUCGUUUGGACGAAACUCAAAAGUGGUCGGGAGACGUUUUUGUUCUAUUUCGGUUUGUCGUGCCCCGUGGUGAAAAUUUUUAGAUUUUUUUCGGGAAAAACUUGGUGCUGAUUUCGGGAAUCGUGUUCAUUUUUUCUGAACUUUUCAAGCUCGCGACCUAGGUCGUGACCUAGGUCAAGGUGUUUGCCCAAAAAAACCCCGGAAAUGGACUCAAUGCUUGAUUAAGAUGGUCAAAAAUCCCAAAAAAUAUCAAGCUCACCGAGAAAAAAAGACAAAAUUAUUAUCAAUACAUCAUUUUUAGUCGAGUUCCGAAGAAUGCAUCAACGCGAUUCAUGCUGCGUUGGACGCCGGCAACACCCUAAUUGAUACAGUGUCCAUUUCCAAAAAUGAAGAAGAUAUCGGGAAAGCCUUGGAAUCGUAUUUUGAAACUGGAAAGUUGAGCCGGAAAGAUGUGUUUAUCACUACGAGAGUGAGUUUGGACAAGAAAAUUGUAUUAUAAGUUUGUCGGAAAAAUAAUGUGGAUAUGUCGCAAAAAAUGCCUGCCUCGUCGCAAUAGCGCACCAAGUUUACAGCGGCGGCUAGAAAGUGAUUUUGAGCAAUUCAAAGGCGAAUCCACAUUAUUUCCCCGACAGACGAAUAUUUUCGAAACCUCGCCGUUUGGUAGCUGUAUAUUUCCCAUAUUUUAGGUGUGGAGCGACUACAACCCUCCCGAAGACGUCGAGAAAACGUUAAGAGAGAAGUUGAAGGCGUUGCGAACGGACUACGUUGACUUGUAUCUGAUUCAUCAGCCGCCAGAGUUUAUGGUAAGUGGAUGAUGUUACUCUAUGUGCACCGGAUCGUUGAAUAUCUCGUGUGAAAAAGAGAUGGCCAAAAUGUUUUUUUCUCCUCUGACCGCUCUCCGCCUUUUGCGCAUUCUCUAGACCACAAAGGUCUUGGAAUAUCUCGGCUGUGCGUGCAAAGUGCGAGCCAAAAUUUCUAAGGCUUGACACUUGGCGAGCGUUUGUUGUAUAGAAGUUUGCUGUACAGAGAUGCACUGUAUUUUUCUUCUAAAUUAUUUAUCUUCCCGAUUCCAGGAAGAGAAUAACGAGAUGACAACCCGCCUCAACAACACCUGGAAGGCCAUGGAAGAGGUCUACAAAAAAGGUUUGGCCAAGUCCAUUGGGGGCUCGAAUUUCUCUGUAUCUCUAUUUGAGAGUAUUAUGCCGAUCUGUGA